AUGGAUUCUAGUGAGCCCAGGCCCAAGCGUGCCAAGAUUGGCAUUGCAUGUAAUGUUUGCAAAUCUAAGAAGACAAAGUGUGACGGGGCGAGACCAGUUUGUGGGCCGUGCUCAAAGAGAAAACGCCAAAAUACCUCUCAGCCAUGUCUGUAUCGUGAAGCUGACGUGCCAUUGACCCCAGCCGUGCAUGGAUGGGCCACUGUAAACAACGCCCCGGAACAGCCAAACAAAGUGGGCGAACACUCAUACAACCCUUUUCAGGGCAGCGAUGACGAUGCGACUAGCCCCCAUCGCCCCGCUAUCUCUAGCAAUAGUCUAUUUGGCGCAUCUGGUGGCUUUUAUAUCUUGAAUGGGAUCGAGAGCGAGAAAAACCGGCCAAGUACGUUUGAGAGCAGAAGAGAAAGCACAACUCAGGCUCUUCCCAGGGCUCUCAGGCAACUUCCCAGAUUAGACAAACUAGGUGCUGGACAGGAGGCAUCUGAUAUGCAGUUUUCGAUUCCUCCAAGGAAGGUGGCUGAUAAUCUCCUGGCUCUUUACUGGGACUAUGUGGAUAGCGCUUAUCCCUGGCUUAAUCGCUCCUCGGUCGAACGUGCAUAUGAAAGUCUAUGGACCAAAGAAGGAGAGCAACCAAUGAACGAGAGGGCACUGCAUUGUAUCCUCAACCUUAUGUUCGCAACUGCUUGCGGUGAUUUCCAAGGCCAAACCUCUCUGUCUCGACACCAAUCCUCGACUGUUUUUUUCGACAGAGCCCAAGAGCUAAUGUCUUAUGAGCUCAUGAACCUUUAUAACUUUGAGAUAAUUCAAAUACUUCUUCUCACGGCGGUUUAUCUCCAACAUCAGAAAUCGCCACAAAAGAGUUUCCGAAAUAUUGGAAUGGCUAUUCAUAUUGCGCAGGAGUUGGGGCUGCACAUCCCUGCAACAACCGAGGCCAUGGACGAUUCACACGAGCGAGAUCUUGCACGCCGUGUUUGGAAUGGGUGUGUUCUUAUGGAUAGGAUCUGUGCUAUGACCUUCGGUUGUGCUCUUAAAGUUCCGCAGUCCAUUGCAAAGGAAGGAUUAAGCCCAUUAGUUCUCAGCACAACGGAGUCUAUGAACACCGUAGACGAUAAUCUUCCCUCGAAAGUGAACUUUUACGCCUCAUUUUGCCAGCUUCAUUACAUCAUCGCGCAAAGUCUUCUCUUUGAUAAAAUCGCAAGAUUGCUCAGUAUUGAGUCGGAGCUCAAUAAAUGGGCUUCCAAUCUUCAUCCGUUCUUCAGAAUGCCAUCGGAGACUUUGGACACAACGCCAUCGAAGCAUGUGACCCGCGAAGCUAAUAUUUUACGUGCCCGUUGCCUUCAAUCGAAAGAUAUCUAUCUGUUCGACUUCUCCUUUUUAGGCCUCUGCUUUCGCAAAUUCAUCAAGAAGAGAAUCGAAAUUCUACAGGUGCUAGCCUAUAUCAAGAUGACCAGCUCCUGCCACAUGUUGUUUUCCAAUGCCGAAUAA
Molecule: messenger RNA, 1482 nt
Organism: Penicillium waksmanii
Lineage: Eukaryota; Fungi; Ascomycota; Eurotiomycetes; Eurotiales; Aspergillaceae
Exons: 7
Coding region: 1-1482 (493 amino acids)
Biological process (GO): positive regulation of transcription from RNA polymerase II promoter by galactose; DNA-templated transcription
Cellular component (GO): nucleus
Molecular function (GO): zinc ion binding; RNA polymerase II cis-regulatory region sequence-specific DNA binding; DNA-binding transcription factor activity, RNA polymerase II-specific
Source: RefSeq, a predicted model, not a curated record